Molecule: messenger RNA, 1794 nt
Organism: Rhineura floridana
Lineage: Eukaryota; Metazoa; Chordata; Lepidosauria; Squamata; Rhineuridae
Product: alpha-tectorin-like
Exons: 10
Coding region: 1-1794 (597 amino acids)
Biological process (GO): cell-matrix adhesion
Source: RefSeq, a predicted model, not a curated record
AUGACACAUUUGCAGGUGCUGUCCUUGGGAGGCGUAGCUGUUACAGACACACUGCUCUACCCUUAUGGACCCAAAUACCAGGACAGAAGCACCCCAAAGGCAGAUGACGGGGCAUCUCCUCAGAUCCCAAUCUCUGAGCAGUUCUACUUUUAUGCCAAGGGAUAUCAAUCCCUUUAUGUGAAUAAUAAUGGGGUAGUGUCCUUUGACAAGCCAGUCAGCCAAUUCACCCCUGAUCCUUUCCCCCUGACUGAUGGCCGGGCCUUUGUGGCCCCUUUUUGGGCUGAUGUCGAUAACCGCAUCACAGGUGAGGUGUACUACAGGCAGAGCCAAGAGGAGCAGCUGUUGCGGAGAGUCACAGCUGACAUCAACACCUACUUCCCGAGUGAAAAGUUUACUGCGACGUGGGCCUUUGUAGCCACUUGGGAUCAAGUGGCUUUCUAUGGAUCCCUGUCCUCCAAGGUGAACACAUUCCAGGCCGUUUUAACCUCCAAUGGUGAACUAUCUUUCAUUAUACUGAACUAUCAGGACAUCCAAUGGAUAUCAGGGCAAGCAAGUGGUGGAAAUGCUCACACAGGCUUGGAGGGCACACCUGCUCAGGCUGGAUUUAACAAUGGAGAUGCCAACAACUACUUCAACAUCCCUGGAUCUUGGACUCCAAGCAUCAUUAACAUCAGCUCAACAAGUAACAUCAUGGAUCCUGGGCGCUGGGUUUUUGAGGUGGAUGUUUUUGCAGUGCCCAAUGGCUGUGUGUACAAAGCUAACUUCCUGCCAAUCGGCACCAUCUUCUGGAGUGAAUCAGCCUGUGAGGAGAAGUGCCAGUGCAUUCCUGAAGGUCCCAGGGUGAUGUGCCAAGCCAGGAGGUGCUCUGCAGAUGAGAUUUGCCAGUCGGCUUCCUGGUACCAUGUGUGCCGGCCCACCCAUAGGGCAUCCUGCCAGGUCUUGAGUGGGCGGCACUACACCACCUUUGAUGGCCAACUAUUCCUGUUUCAAGGCAACUGCACUUACGUGCUGUCUCAGAUGUGUGCACCUUCACACAACCGCAGCCUGGAGUAUUAUCAGGUGGAAGCAGGGAUGUCAGGGAGAGGCCCAGAAGCACUACAUAUAGAAUGCUUGCGCAUGGCAGUCUACGGACAGGACAUUGCUAUAAAUACAAAUUCUGCUGAGCAUGUGAUGAUCAAUGGAAUCAAGACUCUUCUUCCAGUGGUCCUUCUUGGUGGCAAGGUCCGAGUGCAUCAGAGUGGAUUCUCAACCCAGAUAGCCACUGAUUUGGGGCUGGAAGUUUCCUUCAAGGGGAAUCAACAUGUGGAGGUUACUGUUCCUGCCAGUUACCAUGAUGCCACCUGUGGCCUCUGCGGAACCCUGAAUGAGAACCCUGCUGAUGAUUUCUUGACCCCAAAUGGAUCCCUUGUGACAUCAGCGACUCUCUUUGCUGCAAGCUGGCAGGUGCAGGAUAUCGAGGACCAGUGUGGGAACAUCCAAGAGUUGCCAGCUUGCUCUUUGACUGAACUAGCCCUUUAUUCCAGCCCAGAGUACUGUGGCAUCCUAAAGGAAUCUCCAGGUCCUUUCACAGACUGUGCACAGGCUCUGCCUCUUUCCAGCUUUAUGGAAAGCUGCACUUAUGAUCUUUGCAUGUCUGGGCGCAACCAGACCAUACUGAAUCACUUGUCCAGAGAACAAUCAUUACGAGCCUUGCUCUACAGCCUGCCCAGCCAGCUGCCUGGAUUCUACAGCCCCACUUUAUUGCACCCAGCCGUGCAGAGAGGGCUGCUUUUGCAACAGAGGCUAUAUUCUUAG